CAAAAACGUUUCGUGACAUAAGGAAUACUUACAGUAAACAAUAAAAAGGGGGAAAAAAAUAAAAUAUUUAGUUAUAGUUAAAUUCAGAUAAGUAUUUUAAUUCAAAAUGAAUAAUCCCACAUUACCAGCGGGCAUCCAGAGUACGGCUGGAGCCAUUGCUGUACGAAAUGAGAAGGGUGAAAUUUCUAUGCAAAAGGUAAAGGUGCAACGUUACAUAUCUGGAAAGAGACCCGAUUAUGCCAAAUAUGAUUCCAGUUCUGAGGGUGAAGAUAACGAAGAUUUUUUGGAACAUCGUCGCAGACAAUAUGCUCACCAUCAUCAUGAACGGCGCCAGCACAGAGAAAUCAAAGAAGAACCUCAACGCGAGGACAAAGAGGAUGAAAAAAAGGAAAAUCGAGGCGUGGCAAAAGAGGAUGAGGAAGAAGAUGUGGAUGAUCCACGUUUAAGGCGUCUGCGAGCACGCCCCGUUGAACAGGAUGAAUUGGCCAAGGAGCGCAUGGAACGUCACCGUCAUAUACAUGAACCUGAAUUUCUGGAGGAAAGUGACUCCGAGGAUGAUGAAGAACAACAAGUCGCCAUGCAAAAGGCUACCAAUAAAAUUACGUUGGCUUCUGAGUCCGACUCAGAUUCAGAUAUAAGUGAGUCUGAAUUGGAAAAUAGGCGUUUAAAGUUACGCCAACGCAUGUUGCAGCAACAAAAGGAGGAGGAAAUCCUACAGAAGGAAGAGGAAAAACAAUCAGAAUCUUCGGAUACAGAAAGCUCGGAGUACGAGGAGGAAACUGAAAGUGAGGAGGACAAUGAACCACGUUUGAAGCCAUUGUUUGUGCGUAAAAAAGAUCGUGCCACUAUACAGGAAAAAGAGCGCGAAGCCCAAAAACAAAAGCAAUUGGAAAUUGAGGCAAAACGUUUGGCCAAAGAAAGAAGACGUAAUACUCUGCGUCUUGUCGAAGAGAGUGUUAAAAAGGAUUUAGAGAAAACCAAGAAUGACACUGCCGAACCACAAAUUGAAGAUGUCUGCACAGAUGAUGAGAAUGAUGAAGUAGAAUAUGAAGCUUGGAAAUUGCGUGAACUUAAGCGCAUGAAGCGUGACCGUGAGGAAAGAGAAAAUACCGAACGCGAGAAAUCCGAAAUCGAGCGUAUGCGUAAUCUAGGCGAAGACGAAAGAAGACAAGAAAUGCGUAUCAAUCCCAAAAUCGUUACCAACAAAGCUGUCAAGGGCAAAUAUAAGUUCUUGCAAAAGUACUAUCAUCGUGGUGCCUUCUAUUUGGACGAGGAGAAUGAUGUGCUGAAACGCGAUUUCGCCCAAGCCACUCUAGAGGAUCACUUUGACAAAACCAUAUUGCCAAAGGUAAUGCAGGUUAAAAAUUUCGGACGUUGUGGUCGCACCAAGUACACACAUUUAGUGGAUCAAGAUACCACGAAAUUCGACUCACCUUGGUAUGCUGAGACGGCCAAUAAUCUCAAAUUUCACAGCGAGAGAGGUGGUGGCAUGAAACAGGUCUUCGAUAAGCCCUCACAAUCCAAGCGCAAGAAAAUGGACUAAGACUGCAGCAAUAAAAACAAUUGAUUUCUAGCUAAUAAGUCUUGGUAGCUUGUAAGUAAGAAAAUUAAAAACCUUUUUUAUGUAAAAAAAUGGCUAAUAUUGAAACUACUACUGGCUCUACAAGGAGCACAUGUACUAUGGUAUGACUACCAAUUGACUAGUAGUCUUCAUUUUUUUUUGUUAUGGAUUAAGAAAAUAAACAUUUGUAUUUAUUUUGCAUGGAAAAGCAAAAUGACUACAACACAAACAAA
This is a messenger RNA of Stomoxys calcitrans (stable fly), 1794 nucleotides long. RefSeq names its product microfibrillar-associated protein 1 (gene Mfap1). Gene Ontology annotation, biological process: mRNA splicing, via spliceosome. The record is from RefSeq and is a predicted model, not a curated record. Gene Ontology annotation, cellular component: U2-type spliceosomal complex. NCBI's taxonomy places the organism in Eukaryota, Metazoa, Arthropoda, Insecta, Diptera, Muscidae. Gene Ontology annotation, molecular function: RNA binding. The transcript has 4 exons. The coding region runs from base 107 to 1543 and encodes 478 amino acids.